UUCGGUCGUCAUCUUACCAAAGUUCUCUGUGUGCGAAAAUAUAAAUAAUAAUAGACAUUUUCAGCAACAUUUAUUAAAAUAUUCUGCAUAAUUUUGUCGUUUUAUUGAAAAGUCUUAAAAUACGACAGAAAAAAGAAUUUGUGACAACAGGUUCAAAAACUCAAGAAAUUUUAUGAAAAGAAAAUAGAAUAAAAAGACAGAAAAACAGCAAAAUUAAGAAAAUCAGUAAAAACGUCGAAAAAAGUCCUACGAGACUAAAAAAAAAACUCAAAAAACAACAAAACAAGUGAAGACAGUAAAAAAAUCAACGAAAAAACACAACGAAGUUCUACCAGUUCUAUACCAAAUAAUCACCAAAUUCGCCUUAAUUUGAAAACAUCGUCAAAAGCGUUUUUCGCUUCGUCCAAAAAAACCAUUAAUUUGUGAGCGAGAAUUGUAAAAAUGAAUAUCAAAUGUAUGAUAAUUUUUACGAUGUUGGCGAUAAAGCCAAGUGUAUCGGACACGAAUGUGCUACAUCUCGAUUUAAGUAACAAGAAAAUCAGUGGCUUGUACGUCAACGCAUUUGAGAAUUUGACCAAAUUGAAAAUAUUAAACUUAUCACGCAAUAAAAUCAAGGAAAUUCCAUCGUUUAUAUUUUUGCAAACGAAAAAACUCAUCGCCAUCAAUUUUUCAUUCAAUAACAUUCAAGUGAUCGACGAUUUUGCACUGGCCGGCGAUUUUAAUUUGAAAUUUUUGGAUCUAUCACACAACCUCUUGGAGCAUUUCACUGAAGUAUAUAUAGAGAGUCAUUCAAACUUGACGCGUUUGGAUUUGUCAUUCAAUCGAAUCACCACAUUGGAACCAAAUACAUUCCGUCGUCUCGUUAAACUUCAGUAUGUGUCUUUGGCUUCGAAUCACCUCUCGCAAAUAGAAUCGGGCACAUUCUCAUCUUUAUCGAACUUGCAAUCACUUGACUUAUCAAAUAACUCAUUGGUCACGUUCGAUUUCAACAUUUUACCAACAGAUCAACACCAAAUGCGAUGGAUUUCAAUUGCUAGCAAUCGAUUGCAAAAGCUCAGUGGAAGCGCCCAUUUACGAAACUUCAACGGUGUAAUCAAAGGAAUUGACAGCAAUCAAUUAAGCUGUACGUUUUUGAUGGAAUUUAACAAGGCAAUCACAGGAAAAUUACUGGACCCGAUUUCAAAAUUGGCUGAAUGCAAUAAGAGAUCUAAAACUCUCAAAAUUUCAUUGAAUUCAUUUUUCGAUGAAUUCGUUUUCAUUAUAGGGUUUUUCUUCGGCAUCUUUAUACUGAUUUUACUUCCAGUUUCACUACCCGUUUUCAUUACAAUCACCGUAUUGGGAUCGUUAUUCUUUAUACUGAUUUCACUAUCCAUUUUUCUACCAAUUUUAAUAACAUUCAUCGUAUUGGUAUCGUUAUCCAUUGGCUUCCUAUUCGGUAUUUUUGUCGCAUUUAUGGCCUUAAUAGAAGCUGCAGAUUUAAUCAUUGACGAAUUCAUCGCGAAUAUCGAUUUUAAGGCAAAAAUUUCAAAAUUAUAUGGAUCUUUUGUAACUUAUUGUUCAAGAAAAGUCAUCGAAAUAAGUUCAUCACUGCGAACACUUGCAUUGAAUAUCAAAUUUGAGUAUUUGAAUGAGCGAGAAAGAAAUCAAAAUCAAGCGGAAGAAGAUGCUGAAAACGACGAGGGGUACAUCGAACAAUUUGAUGAAGAAACUGAUGGGUCCGAAAGUGAUUGGGAAACAACCGAUAGCGAAGAGGAAGACGUAGAGGAAAGUGACCACAUUGACUCCAUCGGAACAGAAUCAUAUGAGAGGUUUGCAUUUGAGAGCAACACCGAGGACAGCCAGAGCGACACAGAGAGUGAAACGGAAGGAAGCGAAAGCGACAAUGCAAUCCUCGAAAGCGAUGUGACGUAUAUGGAAAGCGACUGGGAUUCAACCGAAAGUGAUGAAAGCGACGAGGAAAGCGAACUGGAAAAUUCAGAUGGCGACGAAGAAGAGAUGGAAAUCGAGAUAAGUGGCUUCGAAAGUGAUGAGGAGGCUUUAAUAAGCGACAGUGAUGACAUGAGAAGUGAAGAGGAGACUGACGGUACUAAUGAUACGGAGGAAGAAAUCGAAAUGGAGAAAAGCGACGACGAAGACAUGGAAAUUGACGUAGAAGGCUUCGAUAGUGACGAGGAGGGUUUGAUAAGCGACAGCGAUGAUAUAAGAAGUGAAGAGGAGACCGAUGAUGCGGAGGAGGAAAUCGAAAUAGAGAAGAGCGACGAUGAAGACAUGGAAAUCGACGUAGAGGGCUUCGAAAGUGACGAGACAGAUAUCGAAAGCAAAACGGAAUUAACUGAAAUUGAUACAGAUGGAUCCGAAAGUGAUUGGAUGGAUGAUGAAAGCGGAUGGGAAACAUUCGAUAGCGACGAGGAUGACUUGAGAAGUGAUACAGAAACAUCUGAUAGCAAUGACGAAGAUACAGAAAGUGACGACGAGUCCUCCGAGUGUGAUUGUGAAGAAUAUUCCAUCACUGACAAUAUUUCCAUCGAAACUUACUUACUUAAUUCAGAUUUAUCAGAAACUGAAAGUGACGGUGAAAAACUUGAAGAAUUAAUAAAAGAGGCUGAAACUGCAAAUAUAUUUAUACAGCCAUUUGAGUCACUUCUCACAAAUCUUCCAAUACCUAAUUCCGAAAGCAAUGAAGAGAGCGUGCCCGAAGUUGAUCGAGAAAUUAAUUCCGAAAGCGAACUCGAUUGUAGCCAAAAUGAAUUGGUCGAAAUGGAAAACGAAGAAAAUGAAGAAGAAAGCGAGCCAGAGGACUUUUUGCUCGUACAAAUGGAUAGCAACGCCGAAGAAAGUGACGACGGUUUUGUCAUAAUAAAGUAGCCGCAAAUUUAAUUUCCUUAUCCUGCUACUCAUGACUCUAAUUUUUUGCCCAGAUGCUU
This is a messenger RNA of Contarinia nasturtii (swede midge), 2924 nucleotides long. RefSeq lists its product as uncharacterized. Lineage: Eukaryota; Metazoa; Arthropoda; Insecta; Diptera; Cecidomyiidae. The transcript has a single exon. Gene Ontology annotation, molecular function: protein binding. The record is from RefSeq and is a predicted model, not a curated record. The coding region runs from base 442 to 2865 and encodes 807 amino acids.